GUCAGUUUGAGGAACCAACCACCGUUUCUUAAUCCACAAGUUUCUUUCUUUUUCCGCGAAAACUAUUCCUUCUUCUCCUUUCUUCUUUUGAUUUUCCAUUUUUUUUCAGGUAACAGUAAUUCAAAAUCUCAUUCUCGGAUUACACUAAACUCUGUUCCCAUAUGUCGAAUUCCCGCGAUACUGACGCAGCAUCGCCGGCGAAGGCGCCUAAAGCCCCAGCUGACGUGGAGACCACCUCUCCGGGGGUUGGAUUCGGCGUCUCCGCCAUUACCAGGCGUUGGCAGAGGGAGGAUUUGUUGAAGAAAGGGUCCUUGAUCGCCAGGGGAUUCGCUUUCUUCCUCUCUUUGCUCUCUUUCAUAAUCACGGCUAGCAACAAGCAUGGCGAUUGGAAAAAUUUUGAUAAAUACGAAGAAUACAGGUACUUGUUGGCAAUUGCAAUUCUAUCGGCUCUGUACACGGGAGUACAAGCGUUGAGACAUGUGAGCGCGAAGCAAAUAUUGGAUCAACGUCUCUCUGCCAUGGUUGACUUUGUUGGGGAUCAGGUAGUGUCGUACUUGUUGAUUUCAUCAGUAUCCGCGGCGAUUCCGAUGACGAACCGGAUGAGAGAAGGUCAAGACAACAUUUUUACCGAUUCCUCAGCUUCGGCUAUCAGCUUGUCUUUCUUUGCCUUUUUAUUGCUGGCAAUAUCAGCCAUGAUUUCUGGCUAUAAAUUGUUUACUCAGUCAUACAACUGAUCAAUUGGUUUAGACUUCUUCCCAGUACAGAGUACAGAGCAGUUUCCUUAGCUCUUUGUUGUAUGUUCUAUUCUAUGGAUUU
Messenger RNA from Hibiscus syriacus, 816 nucleotides. RefSeq names its product CASP-like protein 4B1. NCBI's taxonomy places the organism in Eukaryota, Viridiplantae, Streptophyta, Magnoliopsida, Malvales, Malvaceae. The record is from RefSeq and is a predicted model, not a curated record. The transcript has 3 exons. The coding region runs from base 162 to 734 and encodes 190 amino acids.